AUCGUUGCUGCAAUAUCAUCAAUUGAAUGUAUCUUCAAAUCACCAUGUUGCCGAUUAUUGGUAUGCGCUACCAUUUUGAUGGAAUUAUGUCAUACAUAUCUUGGUUACAGGGCUUAGGCAUUCUUCACUCUGAGAGGAAAUGCGAAAAGUGUGACAGAGAAAUGAAUAUUUCACCUCGAGCAUGCAUCGACACUGUAGCCUGGAGGUGCACCAAGUGCAAAUGCACUGUUAGCAUAAGAACUGGGGCAUUCCUGGAGAGGGUCAAGAUUUCUAUAGACAUGUGGCUUGCAAUAGUAUAUAUGAGUGGGCUAUGGAGUCUCCAAUCACCGAUGUUGUAGAACGGACUCAACAGAAUAAGAAGAAGGUUAUUCAGCACUAUCAUUUGUUAAGGAACAUCUGUUCCCGGCAGCUACUGACAGUCCCAGACACCAGUAUUCUUGUUGAAGGACCGGCUAAGCUUAAGUUCAAGAAAAUUAGAGGUUGUAAGAAAGAAUGGCUUUCCGAGUAUUUAGAUGAGUUUAUGUGGAGAGAGAAGUACGGGACGAAAGAGAUGUUGUGUUCAACAACAUUUUACCUCAUGUUGCACAGGUAUAUAAGUUGUAAACCGAUUCCGAUUGUCAGGGAUAAUUAUGUAGUUAAGUCAUGUAUACUAGAUUCCGAUCGUAAAGCCUUAUAUGUUAAGAUGUACAUUUAGAUUCAGAUUAUAAUGCCUUAGUUAAGAUGACAUUUAGAUUCUGAUUGUAAAGCCUUAUAUGUAGUUAAGAUGUAUAUUAGUGUCGAUUGUUAGGCCGUAGUUAAGAUCUACUAUAAUUAAGCUAAGAUUAUUAGGCCUGGCAUUAUGUACGGUAGUUAAGAUGUAUAUUAGAUUCCAAUUGUUAGGCCUCAUAUUAGCUAAGUUGUAAUUAAAUCAGAUUCCGGUUGUUAGGCCUUAUAUAGGCCUAGUUAAGCUAUUAUAUUCCAGGGGCGUCGGAAGCUAUUUUUAUUGGUCCGGCCAAAUAUACAUAAUCAUUGCAUAAUCAUGACUUCUUUUCAUUAGUUUUGUCUUUGUCUAUAGCUCAAAACACGCACUAUUCUAUCAUAUCAAUCAUAAGUAUAAGUACAACAAUAAGUAUCUAAUCAAAAUUGCUGAUUUUCCCUGGCGUUUGUCCUACCACCCUGACCGACCGGGACUGUUGUAGGGCCUGAGUAGAACCCCUGUAGAAACGUACAGUACCUUAUUCUAAUAUUGACCCUCUGCGCCCAAGUUGGUG
This is a messenger RNA of Anneissia japonica, 1250 nucleotides long. RefSeq lists its product as uncharacterized. The coding region runs from base 311 to 694 and encodes 127 amino acids. NCBI's taxonomy places the organism in Eukaryota, Metazoa, Echinodermata, Crinoidea, Comatulida, Comatulidae. The transcript has 3 exons. The record is from RefSeq and is a predicted model, not a curated record.